This is a messenger RNA of Phoenix dactylifera (date palm), 5281 nucleotides long. Its product is annotated as endoribonuclease Dicer homolog 3a-like. NCBI's taxonomy places the organism in Eukaryota, Viridiplantae, Streptophyta, Magnoliopsida, Arecales, Arecaceae. The record is from RefSeq and is a predicted model, not a curated record. Gene Ontology annotation, cellular component: cytoplasm; nucleus. Gene Ontology annotation, molecular function: RNA binding; ribonuclease III activity; protein binding. Gene Ontology annotation, biological process: siRNA processing.
UCCCCGAGCCCGGCUCGGGAACGGGGGACUUUUUAAGCGUUCCGCCCAGCUCUCGUCUUUUCUCGUUCUUGCUCCUAAAAAUCUCUGAGAGCGAGACGGAGCCCUCUUCGGGGAAAUCGUGCUGCUCUCCUUUUCCUCUUCUAGGUUUCCUCAUCUCGCCGAUGCCUCUCUCGACGAUGGCUCCUCCGGCGGCCGUGAAUCCGUCGAAGAGACCGCCGGAGACGGCCGAUAGCGAAGGAUCGGGAGCCGGAGCCAAGAAGCAGAAGGGGGAAUGCCGAGAAUUCGAGCCAAGAAGCUAUCAGGUGGCGGUAUAUGAAGUGGCAUUGCGGAGGAACACGAUCGCGGUGCUGGACACGGGGGCGGGGAAGACGAUGAUCGCUGUCAUGCUCAUCAAAGAAAUCGGGAAGGAGCUUAAGAUGAGCGGGGACCGCCGGAUCAUUAUAUUUCUUGCACCUACAGUUCAUCUCGUCACCCAGCAAUUCGAGGUGAUAAAGAUCCACACUGAUUUUGAAGUGGCUCAUUACUUUGGUGCGAAGGGUGUUGAUGAGUGGACUGCUGCAUGCUGGGAAAAGGAAGUCGCCACUUAUCAAGUUAUGGUCAUGACACCCCAAAUAUUGUUAGAUGCUUUAAGGAAAGCUUUCCUGACAUUGGAUAUAGUACGUUUAUUGAUAUUUGAUGAGUGCCAUCAUGCCACUGGUAACCAUCCUUACGCUAGAAUAAUGAAGGAAUUUUAUCAUAAAACUGUGCUUAGAAUAAGUGUUUUUGGAAUGACUGCUUCACCAGUUGCAAGAAAAGGGGUGUCAUCAGUUACGGAUUGUGAAGAUCAGCUUUCUGAACUUGAAAGCAUUUUGGAUGCUAAGAUGUAUACUGUUGCAGACAGAAGUGAGAUGGAAUUUUAUGUUCCUGCAGCUAAAGAAGUUAAAAGAUACUAUAAUCCAAAUAUAUUCCUUCAUGAGGAUCUGAAAAGCGAGUUGGAAUUAUUGUGGGCUAAGUAUGACGCCUCAGUCACCCAGCUGCAGAACUCACCAUUAUAUCAGCAUAGAGAUGCCACUGAAAGAAUUAAAGCAUCAAGACGGCAACUGUCCAAUUGGCAUGAAAAAAUCUGCUUUUGUUUAGAUGACCAUGGUCUAAUCUGUGCCAAUGAGGCUACUAAAAUCUGUAUGGAAGCUGUUCAUCAUCCAUAUUCUGCAGAGGGGUGCGAUUUCCCCAUGGAGAAUGUAGUUCAGUAUAGUGCUUUUCUUGAGGAAGUAUUGCAUGCAGUUGAAAAACGGAUGCUAGAUGGUUAUGAGAUGCUACUGAAGACUGAAUGUGGAUGUUUAGAAGCAAUGCACUUGGGUUAUAUCUCGCCAAAAUUGUAUGAAUUAAUGCAAAUUUUCAAAUCUUUUGGGGCGUCAAAUCAUGUACUCUGCCUCAUUUUUGUAGAUAGAAUUAUUACUGCUAAAGUUGUAGAGCGGUUGAUGAAGAAAAUUAGUUAUUUGUCACAUUUCACAGUUUCGUAUUUGACUGGAGGGAGUGCUUCAGUAGAUGCACUGACCCCCAAAAUGCAAAAGAAGACUCUGCAUUCAUUUCGUUCUGGAAAGGUAAAUUUAUUGUUUACUACUGAUGUGGCUGAAGAGGGAUUACAUAUACCGGAUUGUUCAUGUGUGAUACGCUUUGACUUGCCAAAAACAGUUCGUAGUUAUGUCCAGUCCCAUGGACGAGCUCGACAAGCUGGUUCUCUUUAUGUCAUCAUGCUUGAACGGGGAAACAUCCAACAGAGAAAUCUAUUGUUUGAUAUCAUUAGAAGCAAACACUCUAUGCUGGACACUGCUUUAAAUAGGGACCCUCAUGCCCUUAUCUCCAAACUGUCUAGUGAUGAGGAGAUAGAUGCAUAUUAUGUUGAGUCAACUGGUGCAAGAAUAACAGCAGACUCCAGUGUCAGUCUUGUCUAUAAAUAUUGUGAAAAGCUCCCUAGAGAUAAGUAUUUCACUCCAAAGCCAGUUUUUGAAUUCACUUUGUAUGGUGGGUCCUAUCAGUGCACAUUGACUUUACCUCCCAAUGCUGCAUUUCAGACACUGGUUGGCCCAGUUCAUCGAAAUUCUCACAUGGCAAAGCAGUUGGUAUGCAUGGAUGCUUGUAAAAAACUGCAUCAAUUGGGAGUACUUAAUGAUCAUCUUCUCCCAUUUGCUGAAGAGUGUUUGGAAAUUGUAUGCGAUGAAAACUAUGAGGAAAAAGAAACUGCUGCAGGAGCUGGAACAACAAAAAGGAAAGAGCUACAUGGGACAACCACUGUCUGUGCUUUGUCCGGAACCUGGGCACAUGAAAAAGCUGGUGUAACUUUGCAGGGAUAUAAGUUGAACUUUACAUGUGAUAAAGUUGGCCAGAGUUACUGUGACUUUGUUCUGCUUGUUGAUGCAAGACUGGAUGAAGAUAUUGCUUCUACAGAAAUAGAUCUUUACUUGGUUGAUAAGAUUGUCAAAGCCUCUGUUUCUCCAUGUGGGCUUAUUCAGUUGGAUAUGGAACAGGUGGAAGAAGCAAAACUGUUCCAAGAGAUUUUCUUCAAUGGAUUAUUUGGCAGGUUAUUUUCAGGAUCUAGGUCAUCUAGGAAACCAAGGGAAUUCUUACUAAAGGAAGACGACAUAUCAUUAUGGAGCACUCAGAACAUGUAUUUGCUUUUACCAUUGGAAGCUUCGUGUAAUCAAGAUCAUGAAGUUAUAUGUAUCAAUUGGAAGGGAAUCAGUGCAAGUGCUUCAAUUGUAAGGUUUAUGAGAGAUAUUUAUAUGCCUGUGGCUGCAAAUGGUCCAUUUGGCAGUUUUUGCUCUGGUUCGUCUGAGACUGAAUGGUGUGAAUCAGAUAUGAUUCAAUUGGCUAAUAAGACCGCAAACCUUCAGAGCUUUAAAAAUAUGGUAGUGAUUGCAAUCCAUACAGGAAAGAUAUAUUCUGUUCUUGACGUGGUAAUUGGUUCAUGUGCUGGCAGUCCAUUUGAUGGGAAUAGUGAAAAAUCACCACCAGAAUUUCGUACAUAUUCAGAAUAUUUUAAUAAGAAGUAUGGUAUUAUGCUUCGACAUCCAGGACAGCCAUUAUUGUUGCUAAAGCACAGCCACAAUCCACACAACCUGCUAUCUUCAAAGUCUAAGCAUGAAGGUAAUGUGGCAUCAAAAAAAUCAGACAAGCCACAAAAUCAUGUUCACAUGCCUCCAGAGCUUUUAAUUCACAUUGACGUACCAAUAGAUGUCUUAAAAUCAUUCUACUUGCUGCCUUCCUUGAUGCACCGAGUGGAAUCCUUGAUGUUAGCCAGCCAACUAAGGAAGGAAAUUGCUUUCUAUCCCAGCAAUACCUGUAUAUCAAAUUUCCUGAUAUUGGAAGCAAUUUCGACAGUAAGAUGUUGUGAGGACUUCUCCAUGGAGCGUCUAGAACUAUUAGGAGACUCUGUAUUAAAGUAUGCAGUAAGCUGCUAUCUCUUUAUGAAAUUUCCUAAGAAGCACGAGGGGCAAUUAUCUUCCUGCAGAUCCCAAUUAAUCUGUAAUGCCAUGCUUCAUAGACUUGGAACUAAACACAAUAUACAGGGUUACAUACGUGAUGCUGCAUUUGAUCCCCGUCGUUGGGUUGCCCCUGGACAGCUUACUUUACACCCUGCCCUCUGUAAAUGCGGAGUGGAAAAUUCUGAAGUGCCGAAGAAAAUUAUUCAUGAGACUGAAGAUAAAUAUGUUGUGAUCGGCAAGGCUUGUGAUAAAGGACACAGAUGGAUCUGUUCUAAAACAAUAUCUGAUUGUGCUGAGGCUCUAAUAGGAGCAUACUAUGUAGGUGGUGGACUUGGUGCUGCACUUGCAGUACUGAAAUGGCUAGGAAUUGAUGCUGAACUUGAGCCGGAAUUGGUUGAGGAUGUCAUGAGGACUGCGUCAAUGUAUAACUAUCAUCCCAGAAUUGAUGAGAUUGAAACACUGGAAUCAAAACUUGGCUACAGAUUUAGUGUUAGAGGUCUUUUACUUGAGGCUAUUACACAUGCAUCUCAGCAAGAAUUAGGAGCUUGCUACUGCUACCAGCGGCUUGAAUUUUUGGGUGACUCAGUAUUGGACCUUCUCAUUACAUGGCAUCUCUUUAAAUGCCAUAAAGAUAUUGAUCCAGGGGAGUUAACCGACCUGCGAUCAGCUUCAGUAAAUAAUGAUAAUUUUGCUCAAGUAGCAAUCAGGCAUAAGCUUCAGCAGUAUCUCCAACAUGGUUCUGGAUUGCUUUUAGAGCAAAUAACAGAAUAUGUUAAAAGACUUGAGAAUUCCCCUGAGGAUAAGUAUUUGGUUUCAUCAACUAGUUCCUCAAAAGGGCCAAAGGUUCUUGGAGAUAUUAUAGAAAGUAUUGCUGGAGCAAUACUAAUUGAUACAAAACUCAAUCUAAAUAAAGUAUGGGAGAUUUUUGAACCACUGCUUUCGCCUAUUGUUACACCUGAUAACCUGGAGUUGCCUCCCUUACGAGAACUAACUGAGCUUUGCAGCCAUUAUGGCUACUUUUUGAACACAAAAUGUGAAACUAAGGGAGACACAGUAGUUGCAAUGCUCGAGGUGCAGCUCAAGGAUGUUUUGGUUGUACGAAGGGGAUGUGAAAGGAAUAAAAAAGCUGCCAAAGGACAAGCAGCUGCCCUGUUACUGAAGGACCUUGGGGAAAGAGGCUUUCACAUUAUCGCUAUGCCUCCAAAAGGAAGCAACCUGGAGAAAAUUCUGUAGAUAAAAUAAAAUCUGUUGAUGAUUCCUGCCAUCUAAUCAUGGAUAUGGGCAUACCCACACCACCAAGGGAAAAUGAGUUGAUUGAAUCCGAGAACAUCCGUGAUUCAGAGCCAGUGCUUUUGACAGUAAAAAUGCAGAAAGGAGGGCCUCGAACUGCGCUGUAUGAGCUUUGCAAAAGGUCGCAGUGGCCGAUGCCUAGCUUUGAGUCAACAGAACAGAAACCAAGCAACAAGGGUGCAUUGGACCGCAAUGGUGAAGGAAGAAGUGGGUUCCACAGCUUUAUAUCGAGCGUUACACUGCAUGUACCCAAUUCAUCAGUCAUCACAGUCACUGGAGAUCAACGAGCUGAUAAGAAGAGUUUCACAAGACUCCGCAGCCCUAUCCUUGCUCUAUGAGCUUGAGAAACGGGGCAGGUGUUGCAUUCAGGAGGUGUAACAUUUGUGCUAUAAAUUAUGACUAGAGGUGUAAUUUCCUUUUUCAUUCAUCCCUCUGCUGAAUCUGUGGUAUCUGCUGGACCAGGCCUGUCUGAUAGGAGCUUCCAGCUAUAGUUCCAAUUCAAUCUAUAAAUCAUAUAGUUAUUGUGUUUA